GAGGAGCAUGUGAAUGAGACGAAUGCUACAGAAUUUCAUGAGCCGUUUGACAAUUCCUUCUCAGAUGAGCACCUACCUCAGGUUGAACACCUCAUGGAGAGGCACAUGUGUGCUGACUGUGGUAAAACAUUUACUGAUAUUGCAGGAAUCAAGUCACACAUUUGUCCCCUCCUGAAUCAGCAGUAUCAGACCAUGAUGAAUGGCUCACCCGGUCACAUGGACUUUCACAACACAAAGCAUCAACAUUUCUUAGGAGAGUCAGGGGAAGAUGUUGGUUUUGAGGGACACAACGCUAGUGCAGCAGAGGCCUAUUUUAGACAGCAGACCUUUCAUGACAACGUUCAUGGUGAGAUGAGUGACAGUGAAGCUGAAUGUGAAGACGAUGAAGAAGAAGAUGAUGGAGAGAUGUAUCAGUGCUCGGUGUGUGGAAAUCACUAUACUAGCAUGCGUGCACUGCGAAGCCAUCUCAGAGGUCAUACUCAAACUCAUGGCGCACCUUCAGCAUGUGGCCCAUCAUCGUUGUCUUCUCUAGAGGUUAAGAAAGAUGAACCGAGUGAAAAUCAGCAGGGUGACUGCAGUCUGAUUAUCUGCAGCACUUGUGGAGAGAGCUUUACAAAGAAACAAGACCUACAAGCCCACCAGCUCUUGCAUAGCAAUAUAGAAAGUAAUCCACAAGAACAAUUUGUAACCAACCACCAGAAUGAGCUCAAACCAAAAGUGGAAAUGGAAAGUAUUAUUUGUGGGAAAUGUGGCAUAAGCUGCAACAAUAUUAAUCACCUCAAUAACCACAACUGCACAGGACAACGAGAUGGACAAGUGGAGGAGAAAUGUGGGGAGAAAUCACUUCUUAAAAGUACAUUUCAACGAGAACUUUUGCAGGCGAGUCCACAUGAUGGAGAGCGCCAGUACAAGUGUGACCAAUGUGGUCGUUCGUACAGACAUGCUGGAUCAUUACUCAAUCAUAAGAAGUCUCACAAAACUGGAGUGUUUCGCUGCUUCGUUUGCCAAAAGCGCUUUUAUAAUUUGCUGGCUCUCAAGAAUCACCAGAGGACACACUUUGAUGUUAAAAAGCAUAGAUGCACAGAAUGUGGGAAAGCAUUUAAAAUCUAUAAACAACUGUUGAACCACCAGAGGGUACAUCAGGAAAACAAGGCUAAGAUUGAAGAGCUCAACAAACAAAUUCAGACCCUCAUGCAGAUGAGUGGGAAUGCCUCAGGGAGUGGAAUGCAGGCACUUAAUUCCAGCAAAAAGAGAAUGAGCAGACGCCACAAGCGACGGCAGACCUCUAACAGUGAUCAGUCUAGCCAAGAAAAAGUGGGCCAGAUGGGAGAUCCCAGAGACCCUCGCCCUUUUGUCUGUGAUCAGUGUGGGCGAAGCUAUCGACAUGCAGGAAGCUUGGUCAACCACAAAAACUCACACAAGACAGGUGAAUAUUACUGUGCGUUGUGCAACAACACUUACUCCAACCAGCUAGCAAUGAAGAAUCAUUUGCGAAUACACUUUGCCGUCAAAAGACACUGCUGCCAAGACUGUGGGAAGGCCUUCAGGGGAAACAAACAGUUACUCAACCACACUUGUUUGACCAAUAAAAGAAAUGCAGCAGCAAGAGGAAAGGUCAGGGGCCACAAACGAGAAAAGAAUUUGACUUGCAAGCAGUGCCGUCUUGUAUUUCCAGAUACUGAACUACUUGAAGGACACACCUGUAGUAUAGAGACUGCCCCUGAUUCGGUCCCCCUAGGAAAUGUAGAUGGUGACAAUGAUGGUGCGGACCUAGAAAAAGAAGAACGACCAUUCAAGUGCAACAUUUGUAGUCGCAGUUACCGUCACGCUGGUAGCUUGUUGAACCAUAAGAACACUCACAAAACAGGCCAUUUCACCUGCACCUUCUGUGCCAAGCCCUUUUCCAAUCCCAUGGCUUUACGAAACCACACACGCAUUCACACGCAGAAGAAAAAGUAUGUCUGUCCUACUUGUGGUAAAGCUUUCCGUCUCUCUAGUAUCCUUUACAAUCAUCAAAAAAUCCAUACACGAGGAAUAACUCAUUACAGCUGCCAAACAUGUGGCAAAAGCUUCCAGGGAAAAUCUGGGCUAAAGAGACAUCGCUGUUACCGAAACGGCAAUCCAAACUCUACUGUAAAUCAAGACGGUGUGGACAAAUGCUAUACGUGUGAUCAGUGUGGACGCUCUUAUAGACAUGCCGGUUCCCUUCUUAACCACAAGAAGACUCAUUCCACUGACCUCCUACACUGCACUCUCUGCCUAAAAACAUUCACGGACCCUCUGGAUUUAGAGAGUCAUUCUCAAAUGGCUCGCCACUGCUGCCCAGAUUGCGGGAAAACCUUCUGUGAGUUUGCACACCUGCAGAGCCACAUGGAGGUGCAUAGUAAGGAACUCCCCUAUUACUGCAACAUAUGUCAACAGAACUUCCCAAACCUGGCUAGUUUUCAGCAGCACCAGGAGCUCCAUGGCGGCUUGCAGGGGCAGUCACACCAUGAGCAAGGUAUGCAGAUGCAGCAGGAUUUAGGCUGGGACUCGGCACUAGACCAGCAGAUAGGAAUUCAGAGCCUUCCUAAGAUCGAUUCAGCCUUCAGCCGAGAGCUGCAAGACCAGCAGGAAAGUAGCGAGGGAUACAGUAGGGAAGAGAAAAGUCAUGUGUGCGAGCACUGUGGGCGCACUUACCGCCACGCGGGUUCACUGCUCAACCACAAGAACAGCCACAAGACUGGCUCCUUCUUCUGCUCGGUCUGCCAAAAAGAGUUCACCAAUCUAAUGGCGCUGAAGAAUCACCGGCGCAUUCACACAGAACCCAAACGCUAUCAGUGCCUGGAGUGUGGCAAGGCCUUCCGGGUCUCCACCCAGCUUAUCUGCCACAGGCGCAUCCACACCAAAGAGAAGCCUUUCUCCUGCCUCCUUUGUGACAAGCGUUUCUCUAGCAAGUCCAACCUCCGGCACCAUCAGAAGAUGCAUCAGAAUACCCAACAGACUUAUGAGUCCUCCUUCAACAUGGAUGAUAAUGCAUUCAUGGGACUGGGUGUGGAACCUUUCCUCUAAGGCCACACUCCAAUCUUGCCGCUUCAAGGGAAGAUUUCAAAACAAUAUUCUAUUACAAGACUCUUUCUCCACCCAAGGCCCAAUGCCAAUAAUCGUACCACAUCAGGUUUUCUGCUGUACUUGUCCAGAUGGUGUCGCACACAGAUGCUAAUCUUGGCAAGACUUGCCUGCUUUACUGGGGUGUUUUCAAAUGUUGUUCUUUAAUGGACACUUAAGACUGGCAUUGAUAAAAUACUACCUCUGGUAGGGACAGUAAUACUGUAGACAUUUUAGAAUAAGUGACAGUGCCUGUCAGAGACCAUUUUAGGUUUUUAUUUUAUUUUGUUUGUUUUGUGUCCCCACACAGUGCACAAAUUGUUUGGUACUAUGAUAGGUCUCAGACUGAGAGCUUGGAUGAGUAUUUCUGUCCAGACUCUUACCUAGUGCUGCCUUCAAGAGCCUGACCGAUUAUUUGGCGUAAUCAGAGGGGGAACAAAACAAGCUGUUAUGGUCUUUUUUUUUAAAAGGUAUUAUGGGAAUAAAAGGGAUACAUGCUAUCCUUCUCAUUAUGUUUGUAUUAAGUGCUUCCAUAUUUUCAGGUUAUUGUACUGCUCAUGGUAGAUGUGCUGUAAUUGUCUCAUUAAGACCAACAUACUCUUGAUGUUCCUGCAGUUUCAUAAUGGAUGACACUGGUAAGGCUGUUAAACAGCAACCUUCACUAAGGCCUGUCUUGUAGAAAAUCUCAAAGAUAUUUAUUUAUUUAAAUAGAACUAUUUAUACCUAACAUUAAUAUUUGAAGUGUAAGCAUAUUUCUUGUCUUUAAUACUGUUAAAUGUGGUACACAUUAUGCAUGGUAUUAAAUGUGUGAUAAAUGCUAGAUUGGUCGAUUAUGUAGGUAUUCUAGAUAAUGGUUGUAAACACUUAAGAAAUACCUCUUUAAAAGCAUUCACAAGAGCGUAUUUGAAAGUACAACA
This is a messenger RNA of Sinocyclocheilus grahami, 4004 nucleotides long. Its product is annotated as zinc finger protein 11-like. NCBI's taxonomy places the organism in Eukaryota, Metazoa, Chordata, Actinopteri, Cypriniformes, Cyprinidae. The annotation marks the transcript as partial. Gene Ontology annotation, molecular function: RNA polymerase II cis-regulatory region sequence-specific DNA binding; DNA-binding transcription factor activity, RNA polymerase II-specific. The transcript has 3 exons. The record is from RefSeq and is a predicted model, not a curated record. Gene Ontology annotation, biological process: regulation of DNA-templated transcription.